Amoebophrya sp. A25 is the source of this 1375-nucleotide messenger RNA. The record is from the annotation of a GenBank genome assembly. NCBI's taxonomy places the organism in Eukaryota, Dinophyceae, Syndiniales, Amoebophryaceae.
AUCAUGGACAACUACAUAAGUAGUACAUCAUACUGAGUAGUAUAUCCCUGAGCGCGAAUAUUAAAUUGAAAUUUAUACUAAUCGAAAAGUAGAGGCGAUUAAAACAACAAGACCCCAAAUUAUGGCCUCUUCCGGCGCAAUAAACCUCGACGCCGAAUAUGAGCCUGGUGAGCUUAAUAAGAAGCUGCGGGAGGCGGGUAAGAACUCUACCGUGAAUCAGCAGAAAGUGAAUCGACUGCAAGGCACUGUGAGCGCCAUGCGUGGGAAGUCCGCGAUUUACGAAGAGAAGAUACGCACUCUCUCGAAACAACUCGCUGAAAAGAACGCAGAAAUAGCGAAGAUUCAAAAGCUGUACUUUACUUUUGUUUGUAGACAAGCUCUACAAGCUGAAAUAAUUUUCCUCUUCGUAUGUCAUCAAUCCACUUAGCUGUACCUACUUUACUUUUGUUUGUAGACUGUCUACAGAAGCAGAAAUAAUUUUCCUCUUCGUAUGUCAUCAAUCCACUUAAUAGCUUUAAAUUCUAUCCCCGCAAAAAUUGAUUUGGUUAUACAAAUUAUAUCUCCAUCACUGUAUUGUGACAAUCACCACUACAACAGACACGACGAAACCGAGUCAAGAUUGGAGUUCAACACGAAGAAAGCUAAUAACCUUAGAACGCAACUUGCGGAAUGCUCACGCGUAUUUGGGUCCACUGUACAGCUCACGAGGACCACUGCACAGAAAAGCGCGUACUACUUCUAUGGUUAUGUUGUUGAUUUUGUUUUUUUUAACAAACUUGACAAAAUGUGGAUAUCAUGAUGUUGUUGUAUUCGGACGCGAGCAAGAGAAGUCGUGUGGAUCCUGACAGGUAUUUUGAUUUUCCUUUUUUUCACCUAACGGUAACGCCAACAUAGACCCUGACGCGCACUGACACUAUCCUCCAUCCCCCACACACAGUGCUCGCAACAAGAACAUCAACGGGAGAUACACAACCGGAGAAAUGGCUGCGUUACGCGGUUAUAGUUGCGGCAUCGGCUCUACGUUUUCGCCGCGACGCAAGACAUAAUGGAGGAGAGCAGCAUGCACUUUUACAACUCUUUUUUCAAUUUUGGAUGACAUAUAAUUACAAUUAGAACAAUAAAUGCAUGUUUGAAGAAGAUCAAGAUUGUGUAUUCUAUUUUUGUUGUGGAAGGAAAAGAAUAUGAAAAGUAAGAGAGACAUCAUUGGUCUCCGAUCGAUCUCCUGUACUUGCAUAAAGGUCAAUCUGCAUCCUCAUCUGACUAUCCCAUUCCACAAAACAUAAGAACAUUCUUUCAUGACAUGAAAAACAUAACCAACUGAAUUUUUCACAAGUAGGUCCUCUAGAGAAUACCGCAGCACAGUAAAGGAGAAGCC